CGGCCGCAUUAAUAUCAUCCGCGAUAUCCAUCCAUGCACUCGCUGGAUGGCAGUUCGGUUAGACACUUGUGUGUGAAAGCUUGAAGGAAGGGACAUGAACUCUCUGCUCCGGGGCUGCGGAUGCGGGAUGUAGAAAAUUGGAUAACAUCACCACUGACGACACGACGCGCUGCUGGAAGUGCGAAAGAUUUGCUGGUCGAUUCCUAUCGCAACCGUCGCCGCGGAUAGACGUGUUCCAGAGCGCGCGCGCGUUUUUCGCCAUUUGACCGACGAUCACUUGGCGCACGCUGGAGAGUCAGAUGGUUGGAUUGGAUUUUGUGGCGAUUUUUUUUGGUUUUCCCGAAGACUGAAAGUUGUGAGAAGUUUCGCUAGUGAAGCCUUCUGAAGGGGCUUUUCUAAGCCUAACGCAUAGAAAAACGGAUCGUGACCAAGACGAGACUAGCAGUUAAACGUGAAAACUCGUUGGAGUGAACUAAAAAAAAGUUGUUUAGCCAUUUUCGAUUUGCAAAACUGAUAUACAUAGUGUUUGGUGUCGUCAAAAGUGUUAUCUCAUUCGGAACAAAACCUCAGAUUUCAGUGCUACAACGACGCACUUAAUUGCGACGUGAGUUUUUUUAGGAUUACCGUGAGCAGGCAGGAGCCUGCUAAUAUUAUACAAAAUUUUCACGGACGGAAAUAAGGUGAGUUACUGAAGCUGGGUUCCGCCACUGGAGGUCGUGGAAUGUUUUGCUAUCACUGUCCACCUUCACUGCACCCGGCAGGACCCCAUCCGCCGCGAUUACCCACGCUAGAAUACCCGUUCGCACCGACGCAUCCGUACACAAGCUAUUCGUAUCAUCCUGCAAUUCACGACGAAAGUUUCGUGAGGAGAAAGCAACGCAGAAAUAGAACAACGUUCACUUUGCAACAGCUGGAAGAACUCGAGACUGCAUUCGCCCAAACUCACUACCCCGACGUAUUCACCAGGGAAGAUCUGGCAAUGAAAAUAAACCUCACCGAGGCCAGAGUGCAAGUCUGGUUCCAGAACCGACGGGCCAAAUGGCGCAAAGCCGAACGGUUGAAAGAGGAGCAGCGGAAGCGAGGCGAUGGAUCUGAUCCGCAGUUAUUGAAUGAUAAGCUGGAAACCGAUAGUCGUGACUCAAGUCCGGAUAUUACUGGCGACGCCGACGAUGAUGAUAUGCGUAGUUCCAGUGCACCACCGAUGAGCCCACGGAUGGACUCUGAACCGGAUAGACCACUUUCCACCAAUCAAUUGCACUCGAUGACUCAAUCCGGAUCGAAUAGUGCUGGAACGCCGUCGCCAGGUUUGAAAUACUCGCAACAACUGAGUCCGACACCCUCGAUGUCGGCCGAUUCUCCAAUCGAAGUCGGAGGUCCCAUUUCGCUAACAACGUCGACACGUGCUUCAGCCGAAGAUUCUAGUCCGCUUCCAGCCACAAGCAGCAGUGGCAGUACAAGCGGUCAAAACUCAACAGCUGCCAGCAGCGCUCCCAGCUUCAGCAGCCACCUCUUUGGUAGCUUCAGUGAAAGUAACGGUGGAUUUCGACCGGUCCUGGACAAUGGACAGCCAAGAACGACUCCCCCGCUGUUUCUGCCGCCGCAUUUGGCUUCCCUCGGGUCCCAGUUUGCGCCCCCGCUGUUUCCCAAUCUCAAAGCUGCCUUCCCCAGUCUGUGUUCAUGCUGCCCGGUAAAAUCGCCCAUCACGUCCGGCUCGUCGACAGCCACCUCAUCACCUAGCUGUACAUCUUCGGUGCACUCGUUAUCCACCACUGCCACUAGCAACACCCUCGGCACAGCCGACCCACGCUCGUCCUCGGUUGCCGAACUUCGACGGAAAGCACAGGAACAUUCCGCCGCUUUGCUACAUUCGCUGCAGGCGGCUGCGGCAGCUGGAUUAGCUUUUCCUGGUUUUCAUCUACCACCGCUGUCACUUCACACUGCCCUCAGCGGUGGUCGAAAGCCGAGUGAUUUCAUCAGUGACCUCUCGAUGCAUCAUCAUUUGAGCAAUCACGCCGCCGGACUGACCGCACUCGGAGCGCCCAAUCUGAACAACAACAACAAUAAUAAUAAUAGCCCAAAUAGUACCAACCACAACAAUCCCGGCAUUGGACAGGGUUCACCCAGGCACAACGGGGACAAAUCCACUAACGAUUAAUAGGAGGGAAUGGCCGGUUCAAAGCAAAUGUGAUGUUGAACAGUAUCGAAGACGAUUGUGUAAAUACUUAAUUACUGGUGAAAGUAGCAUUUUCCCAUUUGUGCAGUUUUAUUCGUACUAUUAUUACAAAUAAUACUUAGUGAGAAUAGGUUUUAGACAUUGCAAUAACUUAGGGUUAGUGUAUUCGUUCACUUUGCUUACCCACCAUUAUUACUUAAUUUAGUUUGUUACUAUAGCGAAAGAUAGUUAACCAAAACAUUCCUUACAUGUAUGGUGAAUGAAAAUUUUCAAAAUUGUUCCAUUAUUUCACUCAACAAGUUGAGCCCACAAGGUAGUUACUGUAAAUAUCACUAAGAAUACGUAAAGCACAUGCCAAACAAAAUCAAAAAUAUCUAGCUAAGAAAAUUAGAAAAUUUGCUAGCAAAAACAUGAAGCCAACAAAGCAGCGUUGGAAAAUAUUUUCUAAAAUAAAACAAUCCUGUACAGAGAUUAUGCUUCAUUGGUCGAAUGUGUAUAUUGAAUUAAUAAGCAGCGAUUGCUAUGUCAUUGCAAUUUAAUAAAACAAAUAAAUAAACGAUUACCCAUAAUAAGAACCGA
Molecule: messenger RNA, 2752 nt
Organism: Topomyia yanbarensis
Lineage: Eukaryota; Metazoa; Arthropoda; Insecta; Diptera; Culicidae
Gene: Drgx
Product: diencephalon/mesencephalon homeobox protein 1
Exons: 9
Coding region: 722-2155 (477 amino acids)
Biological process (GO): regulation of transcription by RNA polymerase II
Molecular function (GO): DNA-binding transcription factor activity, RNA polymerase II-specific; RNA polymerase II transcription regulatory region sequence-specific DNA binding
Source: RefSeq, a predicted model, not a curated record